UACCUAAUUGAUUUUUUUGCUUUUUUCCCUCUCUCUGCCUGCCGUGGCCACCCCUCCCCUUCCCCUUAUAGCCAAACAUUUCCAUUUUGCUGCUUCGCUUUUUAUUGUAUCUAUCUAUCUAUCUCUCUAAUUUCUCUCUCUGCUCUCCCAAUCUCACUGUUGGGCUUGAUUUAGUUUCUGGGGGGCUAAAAUGGGAGGAGGAUUUAGAGUGCUGCAUCUGGUGAGACCGUUUCUUGCAAUUCUGCCAGAAGUUCAAAGUGCUGACAGAAAGGUUCCCUUUAGAGAGAAGGUGAUAUACACUGUCAUCUCCCUCUUCAUAUUUCUGGUGUGCAGUCAGCUUCCUCUCUAUGGAAUACACUCCACCACUGGUGCUGAUCCAUUUUAUUGGAUGCGUGCAAUUCUUGCAUCAAACCGUGGGACUGUGAUGGAGCUUGGGAUCACCCCUAUUGUCACAUCUGGACUGGUCAUGCAGCUCUUGGCAGGUUCAAAGAUCAUUGAAGUCGACAACAAUGUCCGUGAAGAUCGUGCGCUCUUAAAUGGGGCACAAAAAUUGUUGGGCAUACUCAUUGCUUUUGGUGAAGCUGUUGCUUAUGUCCUAUCUGGGAUGUAUGGUAGUGUUGGUCAACUUGGCGUUGGAAAUGCUCUUCUUAUCAUAUUGCAACUAUGUGCUGCCGGAAUUAUUGUGAUAUGCCUAGAUGAACUUCUUCAGAAGGGAUAUGGUUUGGGAUCUGGAAUAUCUCUCUUCAUUGCUACAAAUAUCUGUGAAAGCAUUAUCUGGAAAGCUUUUAGCCCCACAACUAUUAAUAGUGGUCGGGGAGCUGAAUUUGAAGGUGCUGUUAUUGCUUUGUUCCACCUGUUAUUAACUAGGCAAGACAAAGUUCGUGCUCUCCGAGAGGCAUUCUACAGGCAGAACCUUCCAAAUGUGACUAACUUGCUGGCUACUGUCUUAGUCUUCCUCAUUGUCAACUACUUGCAAGGCUUCCGUGUGGUUUUGCCUGUUAGAUCAAAGAACGCCCGUGGACAGCAGGGCUCAUAUCCAAUUAAGUUAUUCUACACUUCCAACAUGCCAAUCAUUCUUCAUUCUGCUCUUAUUACUAAUCUUUAUUUUAUUUCCCAGUUGCUAUACAAGAGGUAUAGUGGAAAUUUCUUGGUGAAUCUGUUAGGUAUAUGGAAGGAAUCUGAAUAUUCAGGCCAUUCUAUUCCAGUAGGUGGCCUUGCUUACUAUGUUACUGCCCCAGCAAGCCUGGCUGAUAUGGCAGCCAAUCCCUUCCAUGCUCUGUUUUAUAUAGUGUUUAUGCUCUCUGCUUGUGCACUCUUCUCGAAAACAUGGAUUGAAGUUUCUGGCUCCUCUGCAAGAGAUGUAGCCAAGCAGCUGAAGGAGCAACAAAUGGUGAUGCCUGGACAUCGAGAGUCAAAUUUACAGAGGGAACUUAAUCGCUAUAUUCCUACUGCGGCUGCAUUUGGUGGGAUGUGCAUUGGUGCUCUCACAGUGCUGGCAGAUUUCAUGGGAGCAAUUGGCUCAGGAACUGGUAUUUUGCUCGCUGUUACAAUCAUAUAUCAGUACUUCGAGACAUUUGAGAAGGAGAAAGCCAGUGAACUUGGCUUCUUUGGGUUCUAAGACUUAGGCAUCUAGUGAACUUCCUUUGGUAAAAUAUGAGAGAUAUAGUUAAAUUUUAUGUGGUUAACAUAUCAACGAAGAAAUCUAUUCAUUUUCGGGUCUUGUUAUGAAAAUCGUAUUUAAGGUUUUUAGCGUCUA
Messenger RNA from Ziziphus jujuba (common jujube), 1756 nucleotides. RefSeq lists its product as uncharacterized. The record is from RefSeq and is a predicted model, not a curated record. Gene Ontology annotation, cellular component: Sec61 translocon complex; membrane. NCBI's taxonomy places the organism in Eukaryota, Viridiplantae, Streptophyta, Magnoliopsida, Rosales, Rhamnaceae. Bases 191 to 1618 code for a protein of 475 amino acids. Gene Ontology annotation, biological process: post-translational protein targeting to membrane, translocation; SRP-dependent cotranslational protein targeting to membrane, translocation. Gene Ontology annotation, molecular function: signal sequence receptor activity; transmembrane protein transporter activity; ribosome binding. The transcript is spliced from 7 exons.